CCCGCCGACACCUUCUGCGACCUACUACUCAUACCCUUUCUCUUGCAUUCCCUACAGGCCCAUCAUGGCUACUCACGCGCUCCCCAAGUACCUGACUGGCGAUAAGGCGGCGAUCAAUGAGUUUAUCGAUAAGUUUGACGUGUUUCUGUUCGAUUGCGACGGAGUUUUAUGGUCUGGAGACCAUGUCUUUGAGGGGGUCGUGGAUACAUUGGAGUUAUUGAGGUCGCGGGGCAAGCAGACAAUCUUCGUCACGAACAACUCCACAAAGUCCCGCAGUGACUACCUCAAAAAACUCACCGCAAUGGGCAUCCCCAGCAACGUCGACGAGAUCUUCGCCUCCGCCUACUCCUCCGCCAUCUACAUCUCGAAAAUCAUGAACCUCCCCGGCCCCAAGAACAAAGUCUUCGUCCUCGGCGAAGCAGGCAUCGAGACCGAGCUCCGCGAAUGCGGCGUCCCCUUCAUUGGCGGCACUGACCCCGCCUACCGCCGCGACAUCACCCCGGCCGACUACACCGCCAUGGCAGACGGCUCCAUGCUCGACGACGACGUGGCCAUCGUCCUCGCCGGCCUCGACUUCCACAUCAACUACCUCAAGCUAGCAGUGGCAUACCAAUAUCUCCGUCGCGGCGCUAAGUUCCUGGCUACAAACACAGACAGCACGCUGCCUAGCAACCACACCUUCUUCCCCGGCGCGGGCUCCAUCAGCAUCCCCCUCGUCAACAUGACGGGUCAGCAACCCAUUGCGCUAGGCAAGCCGAGUCAAGCCAUGAUGGAUAGCAUAGAAGGGAAGUUUCAGUUCGACCGCUCAAAGGCCUGCAUGGUCGGCGACCGACUCAACACUGACAUCAAGUUCGGGAUCGAGGGGCGGCUGGGCGGGACGCUGGCGGUGCUUACCGGCGUGAGCAAGAAGGAGGAGUGGGAGGUUGAGGGCGCGGAGACGGUGCCAGCGUACUAUGUGGAUAAACUGAGUGAUAUCAAGGUAUAGAAGCGGGUUUUCGGGGGGGCCGAGCCUCGUCAUGGUGGAAAAAUUGCUAUAUAGAAUGUCUAGACCUCUUUUAGAGUAUAUAAACCGGCUUGACUUGUGUUAAUUGGAUGGUUUUUUGCUAG
Molecule: messenger RNA, 1107 nt
Organism: Pseudogymnoascus verrucosus
Lineage: Eukaryota; Fungi; Ascomycota; Leotiomycetes; Thelebolales; Thelebolaceae
Exons: 4
Coding region: 65-985 (306 amino acids)
Molecular function (GO): phosphoglycolate phosphatase activity; alkaline phosphatase activity
Source: RefSeq, a predicted model, not a curated record